Molecule: messenger RNA, 4361 nt
Organism: Cephus cinctus (wheat stem sawfly)
Lineage: Eukaryota; Metazoa; Arthropoda; Insecta; Hymenoptera; Cephidae
Gene: aralar1
Product: calcium-binding mitochondrial carrier protein Aralar1
Exons: 18
Coding region: 558-2621 (687 amino acids)
Biological process (GO): L-glutamate transmembrane transport; malate-aspartate shuttle; aspartate transmembrane transport
Molecular function (GO): L-glutamate transmembrane transporter activity; L-aspartate transmembrane transporter activity; calcium ion binding
Source: RefSeq, a predicted model, not a curated record
CAUUCUAUUCUCUCAUCUCUCCAUCGCCCUCUCCCAGUAGCCGCUCGACUCCCUCUUCUUCGCUCUCUCGCUAUCCCGGAGCCAGUGCCACCCAGAUUCGCGAGGUUCACUCCGGUAGCCGUUAUAUCGGGGCUUCCUGUUGUGCACCUACUCCCGUUAAGUCGUCAUUCAGUCGUCAGGUCGGGGACCUCAUUCAGACUCGUUAAAGUUUCCCUGGCAAACGCGAAUCUCGAGCCGUCAUUGAAUCUUCGUUACCCUGAAAUAAUAAGUACAAGCUGGAGUUCGUCGGAGUACUGGAAAGUACUGGAAAAAGCAGUCAUUGUUUUUUAAGAAAAUCUUUACAACGUUGAAUUAAGGAUCUAGAUUUUUUUUUCACGACAUUAAAGUGCUUUCAAGCGAAACAGUGCCCGUGGCGUGAUCGAUUGACUAAAUUAUAAUUUUAUCGAUUCCAAUAAAGCGAAAGUAUAUCGAUCGACGAUUCGAAUGCUACGAAGAUUUACCGACUGCUAGAUGAGCGGUUGACCUGCUGAUUCGGCUGUUACGUAAGAAGAAGGAAAAUGCUGGGGCACGGUAGCGUCCCUCAAGAGGGUUCUGGAUAUCUGAAGCGUGCGAACAGUGAUCGCCUCCAUGAAAUAUUUAAUCAGUAUGCGACGCACGAGAAGAAUGGCGAGAAGUUCAUGACCCCUGCUGACUUCGUGCGGUCUUACCUUGGCCUUUAUACGAAUACCGAUUACAAUCCCGACUCGGUCAAGCUGCUUGCUGCCAUCGUUGAUACCAGCAAAGAUGGCCUCAUCUCCUUUACCGAGUUUCAAGCCUUCGAGGGGCUGCUUUGCGUACCGGAUGCCCUUUAUAGGACAGCUUUUCAGCUGUUCGAUACUAAUGGAAAUGGAAUGGUUGCAUUUGACGAGUUCGCUGAGGUGAUGAAGAAAACCGUACUGCAUCAGAGGAUGCCGUUUAACAUGGAUAGCGAUUUCAUUAAAUUAUAUUUUGGCAAGGAUAAGAAGAGACUUAUUACGUAUGCCGAAUUCAGUCAGUUUCUUCAUGAUUUUCAUGAGGAAUACGCAACGGAAGCUUUUAGAAAAUUUGAUAAGGACGGCGAAGGAUUCAUCUCGGCUGUAGACUUCCAGGAUAUAAUGCUUAGUAUUAAGAGUCAUCUGCUCACUAAGGAAGUUAAAGAGAAUCUUUCUGCUGUUGUACAUGCUAGUCAGACUGGAAAGAAAGUUAGUUUUCCUUACUUCAUGGCGUUCCUUUCUCUGCUCAACAAUAUGGAGCUUAUCAAGCGUAUCUACCUGAAUGCAACAAAUGGUCACAGGAAUCAGGAAGUAACCAAAGAGGAAUUUCUUCAUUCCGCACAAAUGAUGUCGCAAAUAACACCGUUGGAAGUGAAUAUACUUUUUGAACUUUGCGACCUUCUUCAUCAGACCGGGUCUACGGAUGAUCCUGAGGCGGAUACGCGGUUGGGAAAAAUCGUGUACAACGAUCUCGUGGUGAUUACACCGGAACAGUAUUUCAGGCAGAUCACAAAGCGUCUUGCGGAAAUCAAAGCAGUAUCGAGUCCCGAAGAGCGUGGAGUUAUCGUUCAAAUUUUGGAAAGCGGAUACAGAUUUGCUCUCGGUUCCGUUGGAGGAGCUGUGGGCGCCACGGCCGUGUAUCCCAUCGAUCUUGUGAAAACCCGAAUGCAGAAUCAGAGAACGGGGUCAUUCAUUGGCGAACUUAUGUACAGAAACAGUUUUGACUGUUGCAAAAAGGUUAUUCGUCAUGAGGGUUUUUUCGGAUUAUAUCGAGGAUUGGUUCCCCAAUUAAUGGGUGUCGCUCCCGAGAAAGCCAUUAAGCUCACAGUCAAUGACUUCGUGCGAGAUAAAUUCAUGGACAAAAAAGGAAAUAUUCUCCUUUACGGUGAAAUUAUCUCAGGAGCUUGCGCCGGAGGAUCUCAAGUCAUAUUCACAAAUCCCCUGGAGAUUGUUAAGAUUCGGCUGCAGGUUGCUGGAGAAAUUGCUGGCGGUUCCAAAGUCAGAGCGUGGUCGGUUGUCAAGGAAUUAGGGAUCUUUGGACUGUACAAGGGUGCCCGAGCUUGUUUCCUACGUGAUGUACCAUUCAGUGCUAUUUAUUUUCCCAUGUAUGCUCAUACGAAAGCGAAAAUGGCCGACGAGGGCGGAUAUAACACACCUAUUUCUCUACUUCUUUCCGGUGCCAUUGCUGGUGUUCCUGCAGCUGCAUUGGUCACACCUGCAGACGUCAUUAAGACUAGGUUACAGGUCGUUGCGAGGGAAGGUCAAACCACCUACAACGGCUUAAUGGACUGCGCGCGUAAAAUCUACAAGGAAGAAGGUGCCAGGGCAUUCUGGAAAGGCGCAACAGCUCGAGUCUUCAGAUCUUCACCUCAAUUCGGCGUGACACUCUUCACCUACGAAUUACUGCAGCGAUUGUUAUUCGUCGACUUUGGAGGAUCUCGACCUAGCGGCUCCGAGCAGAAGGUGCCCGCCAUGGGAGUGGCAGAUGAGAUCCGAUCCACCAAUCCAGAUCACAUUGGUGGCUACCAGGUAGCUCUGCCCAUCUUCAUGGGUAUCGAGACCAAAUUUGGUCUUGCCCUACCCAGGUUCCAGGCUCUCACUGGAAAGUAAGAAGGUCAUCGCUAGACGCAGCUAGAAGCUAUAGGAUGCUUGUAGCGACCCCUUCAGUCAGAUAAAAAUGCGCAUACACAAUCUACGAAUCAGCGAUCCGGUCAUGAGGCGACUAUUUUGAGACAACUUUUUUUACUUUGUUUGCGAUAUUUUUUUUUUGAAAAUUAAGCGCAUCGUCAAAACUUUAUCGGUCUGUGUCAACGUUAUCAAAUGUGAGAAAUUAUUGUAAGGUUGACGAAACGCUUCGUUCUGUAUAUAUGGUAGCCAUUAUCGUUUUCGAUAUAGGUUCGUCUGACGUUACAAAAAGAACUAUGCUUGGACAUACGUUUGGCCUCCGUGAGAUAAGACCUUUUUUUUAUUUUGAGGUAUUACCGUAAAAAAGGUUUAAAGAAAAAGAUGGUAAUAGGAAAGAUAAAGAAAAUCGAGGAUUCAUAAUAUAGACGGUUGAUCCACGUGACUAUAUAUAAGUUCAUGCUCAUGUAUUACUUUUUUUUGAAAAAUUGUAAUUCCACGUGGCCAUAUCGUAGAAUUGAUUGAAAUAUUUCUUUGUGCGAUUCUUUGUUUGCGUAAUGCGAGAGCGAAUCUUUGUGAUUGUGACUGAUAACUGUAAAUAGCAAGAUUCAAUGAACAUUCAGGUUUUAUGUGUUAGUACGCAGUAAGGCACAAAGAAGUAAAAUGAAAAAUAAUUUUUAAACACUUAAGCAGCAAACACAAAUUGCUGUUUAUGCCAGGUCGAAUCAUAAUGUUAAAUUCGAUCGAUAGAAUUUGAAGUUUUUUUACCUGUGUAUCUUUGAUCAGUUGCCAUACUAUAUUGCUAUUGACCGAUCAUUUUGAAUUUAAAUAUAAAGAAGGGGUUCGUUACAUUCUAGCCAUCAAUUCAUCGGGUUCAGUGAUUCUACUCGUAGAUAAAUGUACAUACAAUACAUAAUAUAUAUAUUUAAUAUAUAUAUUAUAUAUAUUAUAAAUAUGAGAAAAAAUGAAAUAUACAUACAUUUUACAACUACAAGUUCAGAAAUCCGUCGCGAGCGCGAAGAGCUCGGAGUCACCUUUUGUUUUUAUACGUGACUAUAAAUAUUUAAUCUCGACACACCUCACCUCGUGUUACUUAGGCUAAUUAUUUCAAAUUAAAUACUCUCGACAUCAAACUACUGAGGAUACCUGCUAAAUGAACCGUCAGCUUCCGGUCGCAGAGUCCUUGACCAGUCGAACGUCUGGAAUUCUUAGAUAAAAAUGAUGGUACAUUCAAUGCGCCAUCUUGUCACGGUCGAUGUUUCUUUUCGAAGUGCGCAUGCGCCGUUUUUAAAAAUGCGCAACUCGAACAACAGACAGCGACUGGGCAAUUGCACAAAGUAAACUAAUUAUUGAGAUAAUCUAUUUUACAAAGCUUCACAAGAGAUUCAUACUAUAUCGAUAAUACAUAGUACGCAUAUGUAACAAUUGACGGAUAUCGUGUCUAUUGACGAAAUUCAAUCUCUGGCGCAAACGUAAUCGCGUCGCGUAACUCUUAUAACCAUUACGAUACAAGAACGGCGGAACUAUAAACGCUAAAAAGAUAGAUAACGUCACCAUUAUCAAUAUCUCAAAACUGUCUUUUACCAAAUGUUAUCAAACGUGAUAAUUUAGAUUUACCUCAAAUGCAAACUGUGAAGAUAUAAAUACAUUUAAAUCAAGCCCCACUUGUGAAUAUCUAUGCUACUCCAGGCAUAUAUUUUAAAAUAAGAAUAAAUAUUAUUUAAGUGA